Molecule: messenger RNA, 645 nt
Organism: Entrophospora candida
Lineage: Eukaryota; Fungi; Glomeromycota; Glomeromycetes; Entrophosporales; Entrophosporaceae
Source: the annotation of a GenBank genome assembly
AUGGAAGAGAUUAAAUACGAGAAAGAGAGUGAAUCGUUAGAAAAACAACCUGAAUUUAUAAAAGAAUUUCUAGAUAAUAAUCCGUUCAAGAUUGAAGACAAACGAGGAAGUAAUGAAGUUAAACUUACUAGAACAUUUGGAAAUGAAAAGAUCCGUUUAUUGUUUGAUGUUUCAUUUAAUGAAAAUCAAUCCGACCAAUUUGAUUUUCCUGAAGACGAAGAAGAAAGUGGCGUUGAAUCUGAAAAUACAGACGAUGACUUGGAUGAUGAUGAUGAAAAUGCUUCCGAUGGUUCAAUGGUUACCAGAUGUAAUAUUAUUAUUGAAAAGGAUAAUCAUGGAGCAUUAGGAUUUGAGACAUCAGUAUCAGAUGGUAUCUUUAUUAUAAAUUAUGUGACAUAUUACAAAGAUGCCAAAUUAUCUUAUGAUUGGUCUGCAGAGGCGGAUUGGAAGAGAAGAGGACAUUAUCCUGGCCCACAAUUUGAAACUUUAGAUAAUGAGUUACAAGCCCUUUUUGAAAAAUAUAUAGAAGAGCGUGGCAUUGACACAGCAGUCGCAUUAUUUAUACAAAGUUACGUGGAAUAUAAAGAUCAACGAGAAUAUGUUAAUUGGCUUGAAAAAGUUGAAAAGUUUAUUGGUACCCCAUAA